AUGGAGUCAUACUAUAAAGAAGUGUAUGAUUACGCGCCGAGCACAGUAACAACAGUGCUAACAGUACCACCAGAAACGGUCCGAAUAAGUACUACCGCAAAUGAUGCAACAGACACAACCACAAGUGACAUAACAGACACAUCCACAACGAACCUAACGGACAAAUCCGCAACGAACCUAACAGAUGCAUCCGCCACGAACCUAACAGACACCCAGACAUCACCAUCGCCAUCCAAAGUUCCGGAAGAUUCCAGUGCCUCCCCCUCAUAUAAGCUCUCUGAAUCAUCUACCUUUACCCCCCCCUCCAAUAUCCCCAUAUAUGAUGAUGGAUCGCGCAAUUCACAAAUGUUUACUCCUCCAGGAGCCUCAAGCCCCCCUAAUUCCACAGGUCCAGCGUUCACCGCACUAAAUGAUUCCCCUACGCACUCGCGCACUUGGACCCCCGAUUACGAAUCUACAGAUAUUUAUAAUGAUCGAAUGGACUAUGGUUAUCCAUCCCGAUUUCCCCCUUCCCAUGGUUCUUCUUCUCCCUUUUCCCCUCAUUCCCCUUAUGGAAAUAUGCCCAGCCAAAUACCCAACCGAAUGCACAACCAGAUGCACAACCAAAUGCCCAACCAAAUGCAUAACCAGAUGCAUAACCAGAUGCACAACCAAAUGCCCAACCAUAUGCACAAUCAAAUGCAUAACCAAAUGCACAACCAAAUGCACAACCCAAUGCACAAUCAAAUGCAUAACCAGAUGCACAACCCACAAACGCAACAACUAAUGAGGAGGGGCAGAGGACCACACCCAAUGCCACCAGUCAACAAUAACAAUAGGAGUGCCAGCUCGUUCUUCUCCUCCGUCAUAUCUUCAAUCCUAUAUUUAUUCUCUUCAACCUCUGUCCUAUUUAGCAACAUUGCACACCCACCACCCAACUCAAACAAUCUACAGUUUAACGCUCCACAGGCCAUCGAGUACCACCCAAGGUUACUAGAAAAGUCAGAAGAGUGGAAAGACAACGAAUGGAAAAACUGGAUGAACCAAUUGGAAGGAGAGUGGGUAGAUUUUAACAACACAAUUGAAAGGGAAAAAGGAAAAUGGAUAAGUGGAAAGGAAAAAGACUGGGACGAAUUUAUACAAUUUAUGGACAGCAAAUGGAUGCACUACCAUGAGGAUUUAGAAGAACAUGUCAAGUCAGAUAUAUUGAAGAGAUCCCUAACCCUAGACGAAAGAGAAUGGAAAGAAUGGAUACAAACAGAGGGCAAAGAAUUAAUGGAGAAAGAUUGGAAAAACUGGAUUACCAAUAAUGAAUCUUAUUUAGAUGUAUGGAGUGUUAAAGAAUGGCUCAAAUGGAAGAAUCAAAAAAUUGUUACAUGGAUUAUGACUGAUUGGAAAUGUGAUGAAGAUGAAUACUGGUCCAAGUGGGAAGAGUCCUGGGCUAAAUGUCCAAACAUGCAUGACAGAACCAACUGGCUCAAUUGGAGAGAAAGACUGAAUAAGGAAAUGGUCCAGUGGAACAGUUGGGUUAUGAUGAAAGAACAGCACAUCAGAGAAAAUCGGUCUAACAACUGGGCCAAGUGGAAGAGUGACAAACACGUCCUGUUCAAUUUGUGGAUGGAUUCCUUCAUCAAAAGAUGGAUUAAUGAAAAGCAGUGGUUCGUGUGGGUCAAGGAGAGAAACCAUAUAAGAUCAAGGGGAAGAUAUAAUGGCUACAAAUAA
Messenger RNA from Plasmodium knowlesi strain H, 1701 nucleotides. RefSeq names its product sporozoite and liver stage tryptophan-rich protein, putative. The record is from RefSeq and is a predicted model, not a curated record. Bases 1 to 1701 code for a protein of 566 amino acids. The transcript has a single exon. Lineage: Eukaryota; Apicomplexa; Aconoidasida; Haemosporida; Plasmodiidae.